GUCGACAGGCAAGGGGCCGUUCCACAAGACGCACUCUUGCCGCAGUACCGCCGUGUGUCGCACGCGUUACACAGUACACACUCAAACAACGGUCCGCGAAAAGUGUUUUUGUUUGAAAUUUUUUUCUUUCAACCGUCACCACGUGCGACAGAAAAGCCGCGGACAGGACGUUACAGAGUAAUUAUUACACCGAGACAAUUAACGUCACCGUACGACUCGCGAUAAUGACGGACGCGAUAAUGGAGUUGACAUCGUACCGGACGCUGGUGAAGCGUGCUCUGAGCCUCGGCCUGCCCGGCAAUCUAAAGAAAGACGAGUAUGUUGAAUUAUUGAGUUUACACCAAAUGGGAUUUGACUACGAGUCUAAACGUUUGGCACAUAUAAUGAAAACGAAAAGACAGACCUCGAGACAGACCAUGAAAAGAAACAAUACCAAGAAGUUGGUAAAAAAGCGGUCAGUUGGUAGACCUCGAAAAUCAAAAAUCAAAUAUGAAGAGUUGUCUUCUGAAGAAACAUCAUUAGAGAGUAUAAAAAUGCUUAAUCAAGUAGCUACUAGUAUAUCAGUUGAAAAAGCUCAAAGUCGUUCAACUGUUAGACCACCAAAGAAUAAUUCUCGAGCUAAUUCCGAAGUUCAUGUAUCCUCUUCCAGCUGUAUGGAAAACAUUGUCUAUCAACCUCCAAUUGCAAAGACUACAAGUGCACUUCUGAGAAAUAUGUUGCUUUCAACUGAUAGAACUAGGUUUAAUAGAUCUACGACGAAUAAUUGUCUUACUAUCUCAAACAAUAACAAUACAUAUUGUAACUAUUAUCAGUUGGAUAAAUCAAAACCCUUAAAUCUAGAAGUUUCACAUAGAACUUCAUCAUUAGCUGAAAAUUUGUGCCGAAGUAAAUGGAAAAACAGCAAUAAAAAAUUGAACAUACCUAUAAAAGAAAUUAAAUCAUCUGUAUCUGGAAAUAGUUACCUACCUAACCUUCAAGCUUUUCCUGAUAUUCCACAAUUGGCUGAUGUCGAUAUUAAUGCGAGUUUUGAGCUAGAUAAUUCUAACUAUAGCACACAUGAUCAAACUGAUACAGAAACAGUGCUAUGUGUUGAUGACUCUGAUACUUUGAGUAAUGAGUCUGCAGAAAACAUAGAACAAGAACAGCAAGAGUUUGAUCAACGUUGGGCUAUGUCAGUUCGUAUGGAAAAUGGAGAAUUGUCAACACCACUUGUUAAUUGUGAAACAUUUAAUUCACUAGAUGAUGUUUCUUUGUUGGGGCCACAAGAUACAGCAUUAGUACAAAAUGAUGUUAUACAAAAUUACAUUGAAACAAAUGAUGUCCAGUUUAUGCAACUACCAGAUUCCAGUUGUGAAGUGAUUAGAACUUUGCAGUACUAUGAGUCAAGAUUAUUAACAAGUCCUUGGUCUAUUCCAGAACAUUUACAGAAUCAUAAUGAGUCUAUUUUAAACCAACAAUCAGGGCAUAAUGAACAAUUAAAUACAACGGCAUCAAAUCAUACUUUAGCGGAAUUUGCAAACAUGCUUCCUUGUCCAAUUGCUGGUUGCUUAUGGUAUUCACAUUCUGCAACUUUAUAUGUUCAUUUAUUUACAUGUCACCAAGAAAUGAUAUACUACGGAAAUUCAAUUGCACAUGUGUUCAGGUGUCAAGAUAUUCAAAAUUUUUGUUUUUUUACCCAUUUACAAUUCGUACAAAAUACUAUUUAUAUAAUCACAGUUGCUUUUGAUGGCUACAGUCACACAUUUGUUGCCACCAUUCAGCAUGUUUCGUCAUAUGGUGACAAUACAAGUGCUUCGCAAACUACAGCUAUACUGACCGCUAGUUCUCUAUGUAACGAUACUGAUCAACAUUCGUGGAGUGGUCCAGUACAGCCUUACAGUGUUCCAUUAGAUGUACUUCAUGCUGAUGGUAGAUGUUUAUUUAUUGACCCUACCAAUUCUGAACAAAUGAUAAUUAAUGUUAAUUUAACAGUGCCAUUGGUUUAUUCAAAUGAUUCAAUGUUUGCCUGUUUAUGAUUAUUAUAUUUGUAUUAUUUAUCAUACUCUAUAGUAUUUAUAUAGUAUCCAGAGCUCUAAGUUUUUAUGUUUUACAAAACAUUUUUGUUACAUGUUUAUGUUUAAUUGUUUUACCUUGUUGUUAAUUUAUAAUUAUUUAACUUUUUUUGUUGAUAAGGUACAAACUGUUUAAUAUAUAAAUUAUUAUUAUUAAAUGGUUAGUAUGAGAAAUAUUACCUUUAUAUAGAACAGCAUAUGAUACUAUUGUGUCUCUUAUACAAAUGCUUAAUUAUUUUACUUUUUAUUACAGUUAAUUACAUUAUUUAUGUUAUAAUUUUCUCUUUACCAUUUAAACAUUAAGUUCAAAAUUAAAAAUUAAACACCAAUAAUUAUUAUGUUUAUUAAUAUAAGUAAUUGAGUUUGAUAUCCAUUUAUAGUUUUUUCCCCAAUACUUUGAAGUAUGAU
Aphis gossypii (cotton aphid) is the source of this 2459-nucleotide messenger RNA. RefSeq lists its product as uncharacterized. The record is from RefSeq and is a predicted model, not a curated record. Lineage: Eukaryota; Metazoa; Arthropoda; Insecta; Hemiptera; Aphididae. The coding region runs from base 225 to 2015 and encodes 596 amino acids. The transcript is spliced from 10 exons.